Messenger RNA from Prorocentrum cordatum, 191 nucleotides. NCBI's taxonomy places the organism in Eukaryota, Dinophyceae, Prorocentrales, Prorocentraceae. The record is from the annotation of a GenBank genome assembly.
GAGCCUCGUGCGGGACAUACCUCGGCCUCUGGCGCACGAUCCACGUCUCGCACCUGAUGCUGUGGACGUAUUUGCUGGGGCUGAUCCUCUCCCUCUUCCCGAUGCGGCUGGAGAAGGACCAGGCGGGCACGGAGUAUCGGUACGUGGCGCUCGCCCUGACCAUCCCAGUGCCUGUCUCGCUGAUCCACGAG